AUGCACACGAUCAUCAAAGCUGUCAAACGGAAAUACGAAUCCUCAGAACUCAAAACCCCAGAAUUCUACGUGGGCUUCAACGACGUCGUCUCCAACGACUUCAACACCCUCUUCCGUUCCCUCCCGUCUGACAGGAGCGACAAGGUUUUUGCAGUGCCUGGAGACUUCCACGGCCGCCUUCUCCCACCGUCGUCAGUCCACUUCGCGUACUCUUCUUGGGCGCUCCAGUGGCUGACGGAGGUGCCCAAGGCAGCCGAGGGCCUCAAGUCUCCGGCUUGGAGCGGAGAGGAGAGAGAGGAGGUUUAUGAUGCUUAUUUGAGUCAGUUUGAGAGGGAUAUGGAAUCAUUCUUGAAGUGUAGGGAUGUGGAAAUGGUGGAAGGUGGGAUUAUGGCUCUUCUAAUUCCAGGAGUGCCUGCCUUGUGGGACCCACAGAAGGAGUCUCUGUUGUUUCGCGGGUUGAACUUCUCAGAUCUUCCCUUGUCGACAUGGUCAAAAAGAUUGAGUGAGUCAAUGUCAAGGACGUUCAACCUUCCAUACUACUUUCCCACCACGGAGGAACCGAGGGCCAUACUGCAAAAGAGCAAUAGUUUCAUCGUAGAAAGAAUGGAGAUUUUGAAUAGUGGGGCGUCGCUCAAUGUCGAUGGCCACGUGGCAUGUCUCAGGGCGGUUCAUCAGAAUAUGCUUACACAUAUGUUUGGAGCUGAAACCAUCAAUGAAACGUUCGACCUUUUGUUAAAGAAAUUCCAAGCUUCAUCGAUAUACGCAGAUCCUUCUAGUGAUAGAACUGUUAUGAUUGUUGCUAUCCUUAAGCACAAGCACAAAAAUAUUUAG
Molecule: messenger RNA, 831 nt
Organism: Salvia hispanica
Lineage: Eukaryota; Viridiplantae; Streptophyta; Magnoliopsida; Lamiales; Lamiaceae
Source: RefSeq, a predicted model, not a curated record